AUGCGCAGACCCUCCGCAUACGAUCUCUCAUCGUCCGGGUCCGUCUCCUCAAACAUUGGUGGUCCCGGAUCUCUCCGCCCUACUGCCUCCAUGGCUUCCCUCAGAUCAAACUACGUUGCUCCUCCUCUUCCAGGUCCUCUACCCACCGAUUCGUCCUCCGAUCUUUCGUUUUCCCAAUCGGCAUCCGGGUUUGCAGCUUGGAAAGCCGCUGCCCAUGUCUACACAGAAAAGUUCGACGCGUUCCUCGGGAAAAUUGGCGCUCCUCUUAAGCCUUUCCUCCCCCUGAUCGGACGCUUUUUCAUCGUCGCUACUUUUUACGAGGACGGUUUCCGCAUUUUCUCUCAGUGGAACUCUCAGGUUUCCUACAUCUCCGGAUACCGUGGUCUCCCGAGAUUUAUCACCGUCGUCUACCUUGCAAUCAACAUUGUUAUCAUGUUUGUCUCAUCCUCUCUAGUUGUCGCUCAUAAGUCUCUCGUUCCAGCAGUUGCAUCUCUCUCCUUUGUCGUCAUCUCUCAAGCAAUCAUCUACGGUCUUGCUUUUAAUCUCAGUUUUUUCUUCCGCAACCUCUCCGUCAUUGGCGGUCUUCUCAUGGUCCUCUCCGCUGCUUUUGUCAAAGAUCGCCGUGCAAUUUCGCUCCCAGGCCUCCCCCUUGUCGACGACAAAAAUCGUGCAAAGUACUUCCAGCUUGCAGGCCGCAUUCUUCUAAUCUUCCUUUAUUUGGCCUACGUUGUUGCUGAACAGCGCACCGCAGCCCGCAUCAUUUCUUCCAUUUUUGGUCUUGCCGCCUGUGGUCUUGUUGUCAUUGGCUACAAAGCCCGUCUAAGUGCAGCCAUUCUUGUCAUCAUGCUCUUCUGGCGCAACUUCACAAGCAACCAGUACUGGCGCUACGAUCCCAACAACCCAGUUAGAGACUUUCUCCGUUACGAACAUUUCCAGAUCCUCAGUAUAAUUGGCGGCCUUAUCCUCGUUGUCUCUGCAGGUGCAGGUGCAAUCAGCAUUGAUGAGAAGAAAAAGAUUUAUUAG
Messenger RNA from Magnusiomyces paraingens, 1023 nucleotides. RefSeq lists its product as uncharacterized. The transcript has a single exon. The record is from RefSeq and is a predicted model, not a curated record. Gene Ontology annotation, cellular component: membrane. Bases 1 to 1023 code for a protein of 340 amino acids. Lineage: Eukaryota; Fungi; Ascomycota; Dipodascomycetes; Dipodascales; Dipodascaceae.